This is a messenger RNA of Parnassius mnemosyne (clouded apollo), 1077 nucleotides long. The record is from the annotation of a GenBank genome assembly. NCBI's taxonomy places the organism in Eukaryota, Metazoa, Arthropoda, Insecta, Lepidoptera, Papilionidae.
AUGUCAUCCUUGCAUUCAGAUGAUGACCAAGAAGAGAUUAACGUGGACUCCGACAGCAGAUUGUCGGGCCAAUGCGACAGAAGCAUUGCCUCAGAGGAUCGAGACUCUGAACACAGCUACCACAGAUAUCACGACUCUCCUAACGAACAUAUGACUGACACACAGCAAAGAGUGAAUCUACCUUUCAGUAUAUCUCGCUUACUUGGAAAGCACUUCGAAGACAUUGACAAACGUCGGAAUUCAGGGGAGAGUGAUGAUAGGAGUGAUCAGGACACUGAAUCAGAGAGUGUUAAGGAUGAGGCAAAGGACAAUUCGGGCCUGCCUAUUAAUUUCUCUCACAAUCCGGCCCUAUACCCGAACUCGGGCUUGCUCCUAAGGCCAGGUUUAGGUUUGGGGGCUAGUUAUGGGUUUUCCGGUAGUCCGGGGGUUGUUAGAGUGCCAGCGCAUAGAGCCUUGGGGGCAUUGGGUGCGUGGGGUGUGGCGUUAGAUCCCAUGAGACAGGCGGCAGCAGCGGCCUUCGCUCAUCAAGUAGUUAAAGAUCGUCUUAACGCAUCAUUCCCAAUUACAAGGCGGAUUGGGCACCCGUAUCAAAACAGAACACCGCCGAAACGCAAGAAACCUCGGACAUCGUUUACCCGCCUGCAGAUAGCCGAGUUGGAGAAACGAUUCCACAAGCAAAAGUAUCUUGCCUCCGCAGAACGGGCCUCGUUAGCUAAGACUUUGAAAAUGACUGACGCACAAGUCAAGACCUGGUUUCAGAACCGACGGACGAAAUGGAGACGCCAAACAGCCGAGGAGCGGGAAGCAGAGCGGCAAGCAGCGAACCGUUUGAUGCUGUCACUGCAGGCUGAAGCGCUCAGCAAAGGCUAUAUACCCGAACCACCGCCGGGCACCGCACCACUGUCAGCGCUUCAUUACCAAAGUUCAGCGAACACUGCACCAGCACCUCCAGCGAACACCGCAUUAAGCGCUUUACAAAACCUACAGCCGUGGGCGGGAAAUCAAGGCGGGUUUCUGAAUGCGCCGACGACUAGCGCGCCACCACAUCCGCCACCGGUAGCGUCACCUAUUUGUUGA